Molecule: messenger RNA, 3079 nt
Organism: Exophiala dermatitidis NIH/UT8656
Lineage: Eukaryota; Fungi; Ascomycota; Eurotiomycetes; Chaetothyriales; Herpotrichiellaceae
Exons: 4
Coding region: 389-2182 (597 amino acids)
Biological process (GO): ubiquitin-dependent protein catabolic process
Cellular component (GO): nucleus
Molecular function (GO): ubiquitin protein ligase binding; ubiquitin binding
Source: RefSeq, a predicted model, not a curated record
UGCAGCGGUUCACGAUUGGUGCAGUGCAGUGCAGUGCAGUGAUUAAUUGUAUGCAACAAUACUGUCCUAAUACUACCAUUCCGACUUGACUGAGCGACGACCAUCUCAGCGUGAAUCAACAACCGCCUCAUUACUUCCUCUCCUAACGGCACCUCCGUGGAUUUGGUUUUCAAAGGCUCCUUCAAACGCCGUGCAGUUUUGUUACUUUCAUACACUGCGUCCUGUCUACCUUGCCUCCCGCGACCUUCUUCAGCCUUCCACUGGUAUUUGAUCAUACUGAUGCCUCUGUCGUCGCCAAAUCGCCUCCGUCCCAUUCUCUAGUACUCACCUCAGUCCGUUUACAGUUUCUCUGUCUAGACCCGCGACAAGCACCUUCGAGGGAUCCGACAUGUUAUUGAGAUUUGAGUCUAAAUGGGGGCAGUUUCGGCUGAACGUCGACCCAACCCAACACUUUUCGGACUUAACGAGCCAGAUCCUGGAUCACCUGCCUCCCGAUACCGAUGCCUCAUCGAUAGUUCUAAGCAACAAACCUGUCAGUUCCAAACCAGAUCCUGAACGAGAGCGACGACUGGUGGAUUUGCCGGGCGUGGAGCUCCGACAAGUUGGUCUUAAACAUGGCGACAAGUUGUAUAUUGGCUACUCUGAAGCGCAGAGUCUCUCCAACGGCCACACCAACGGACAUGCUACUGCCGCCCCUCGACGCCUUAACGGGACCAUCGCCCUGCCGAGCCCGGCCGAGUCCACGCCUCUUCCUGCGGUCACAUCGCCAACAUUAAUACGAAAUCCCUGGGAAGUGGUCAAGCAAUCUCCGUUAGACGACCGUUUGGACAAGAUGGAUGGCAAGAUCCCACGACCGAGAGACUCAAGGAUGUGUCGGCACGGCCCCAAGGGCAUGUGUGACCAUUGCCAGCCGUUAGAGCCAUACGACAAAAAGUAUCUAGACGAAAAGAAGAUCAAACACCUCUCCUUCCACGCCUACCUCCGCAAGAUCAACUCCGCUACGAACAAGCCUGAGUUGAAGAGCUCCUACAUGCCGCCUCUCACAGAACCAUACUACCGGGUGAAAAAAGAUUGCCCCUCGGGCCAUCCACCAUGGCCAGAAGGCAUUUGUACAAAGUGCCAGCCCAGCGCCAUCACGCUCCAGCCACAGGAGUUUAGGAUGGUUGACCAUGUGGAGUUUGCUUCGGCCGACAUGGUGGACAAAGUGAUCGACUUCUGGCGGAAAUCGGGCUGCCAGCGUCUAGGAUUCCUCUAUGGCCGAUAUGAAGAGUACACCGAAGUACCGCUAGGUAUCAAAGCCGUCGUGGAAGCAAUCUACGAACCGCCUCAAAUGUGCGAAGUUGACGGCCUUACGUUACUGGAUUGGGACAAUGAAAAGGAUGUGGACGAAAUGGCGCGGCUUUGCGGUCUCGAGCGCGUGGGUGUGAUUUUCACUGACUUGAUGAGCCCAGAAGAUGGCGAAGGCCAGGCUGUCUGCAAGCGGCACAUUGACUCGUACUUCCUGUCUUCGCUGGAAAUUGCUUUUGCGUCCCGGUUCCAGGCCAAAUAUCCCAAACCUUCCAAGUGGAGCGACACUGGCCGAUUUGGUUCCAACUUCGUUACAUGUGUCGUGACGGGCGAUGAGGAUCAAAGCAUAACCAUCAAUGCCUACCAGGCCUCCAAUACCGCUGUGGAAAUGGUGCGGGCAGACAUUGUCGAGCCUUCAGCAGAGCCUUCAGUGAUGCUCGUGCAGUCGGAAGAAGAUGAGGUCGUUGGAGCUCGGACACGCUACAUUCCUGAGGUUUUCUACCGCCGCAUCAACGAAUACGGUGCGAAUGUGCAGGAAAAUGCGAAGCCCGCUUUCCCGGUGGAGUAUUUAUUGGUGUCGCUGACGGCUGGCAUGCCUAUCAAACCCAACCCUCUGUUCAAGAAUAACAAGUUCCCGGUCGAAAACCGAGAAGCCGUGGCAGAAGGACAGGACCCUCGUGAAGUUGCCAAACUGCUCCGUUCCUCACAGUCCGUCGACGCAAUCUCCGAUUUUCACUUGCUCUGCUUUCUGCAUGGUAUGGGGGUGUUCAGCAAGGAGGAAGAGCAACUGGCUUGCAAUGUGGCUACCAAACAUGAUCAGGUCGACGCCAUUCACCUGACCGACACACCUGGCUGGAGGACCCUUAUGGCGAUACUCGAAACAUAUGGCGGCUAGCAUUGAGCGCUAGGAACGCAGCGAUUAACCACGGUGAUAACACCCCGACGGCCGGAUGUUGAUGCCUUGACUCCAAGCCCCGGAGGGUCCUGCAGGUGGCGAAGAAAUUCGUAUCAGUCGAAUGGGCUGGGCAGUACAUGCAUGACACGACGCGACAAGGGCAUGCCCGGCAUGUACGGAAGGCCAGGGGAACACAUUUCCUGCAUACAUGAGGGCCAACCUUUUUCUGUGCUCGUGACCAAAGUGAUGGCCGUUCUAGAAGGACAACAGUGAUUAAAGCUGCCUAGGGGUUUCCGUCAGCGCUACAGAUCGACGAGAAAGCGAAGAGGGCGGAUACUGAUCGCCGAAAACAAGCUCCGGAUGCGGUAGGGACCAAACCAGCACAUCAUUAGGGCAUUGCAGGGGGCGGCGGCUCCGGUUAGGGCUUCGCGGGAUUCAACCUCAAGCUAUCGUCUGCCGCUGUGAUGGGAUUCUGGAUGACACCUUUGGAUGAGCCAUUGUCACAAUGAUAAUCAAGUUGUAAGCUUGAAUAGUUUGGCCCCGACAAAUGUAUGCCUGAAAACCAUAGCUGUGUGUUGUGCUCAAAGACUCGGCAGCGGUGGUACUCGUAGGGUGAAGCGGACGACCGGGUAGGUGGUGUUAUUGGCGGGGCAGUCUUCUAGAAGCUCUGGGCCAGCACACCGUCAGCGUCUCCCAGGGGUGUCCUUGGGAGGAUGGACGAUCAGUUGGUUUUAGGGGACGAUAGGCGUGCCGAUGAGCAACGGAUUGCAUUCACAACUUGAAGGGCUUAGACUCAGCUGUCAAGGCCUUGCGCUAGUACUGUGCAAUCUAGCAAGUAGUGGCCGUGCUGGAAAUAAUGCACACACGAAAUAGCAAAUCCCACGUCUGCAUACUGGA